GAUAUCGGAUGUCUGUCUUCUCUGUUUUCUGUUUUCUUUUUUUUUUCCCCUCUCCCCCUCUGGCCCUGUCUUCUUAUGUGGUGGCAGCGAUUCUGGUCAAUUCGUAGCGGAGCCUUGGAAAUGAUUCUAGUCUAAUGGAUGCGCGAAUCGUGCAGGAUGCGGAGGUUAUUGUUCCGUUCUGAUGAAAAAAAAUAAAUAAAAAAAAAUAAGACGGAAAUCUUAUUGGAUUCGAGCGCUGAAACGUUAAGAGGACGCAAUUCAGACGCGGAUCUUUCCAGGUGUGUGAUGAGACAAAGAAACAAAGGAUGCCUUAGAGAGGAGGUUGCCUGUACGCCUGGAAACCUCUUCAAAGCGCGCCACCAAAUGGAUCAAACGCCUCCCCCUGCCACCUCCAGAUCAUGAUACUCGGCUGAAGCUAUUCCACUACAUUUAUGAUCCCUCCUCCAUCUAUGGCGAACUAUAGCCAUGCAGGGGACCACACCAUCUUGCAGAAUGUUUCUCCUCUUGCCACAUUCCUCAAAUUAACCUCCCUGGGUUUCAUCAUUGGAGUCGGUGUGGUAGGGAACCUCCUGAUCUCCAUCCUGCUGGUCAAAGACAAGAGCCUGCACCGAGCACCCUACUAUUUCCUGCUGGACCUGUGCGCCUCGGAUAUCCUACGCUCCGCUAUCUGCUUCCCCUUCGUCUUCACCUCUGUAAAGAAUGGAUCUGUCUUAACCUACAGCAUACUGACCUGCAAAGUGAUUGCCUUCCUCGGUGUGCUCUCCUGUUUUCAUACAGCAUUCAUGCUCUUCUGCGUCAGCGUCACCCGCUACCUGGCCAUCGCGCAUCACCGCUUCUACACCAAGAGGCUGACGUUCUGGACGUGCUUGGCUGUCAUUUGCAUGGUGUGGACGUUGUCGGUGGCCAUGGCGUUCCCUCCGGUGCUAGACGUCGGGACGUACACGUUCAUCCCGGAGGAGGACCAGUGUACGUUUCAGCACCGCUCCUUCAGGGCAAACGACUCGCUGGGCUUCAUGCUCCUGCUGGCGCUCAUCCUUCUGGCCACGCAGCUGGUUUACCUCAAGCUCAUCUUCUUCGUCCACGACCGCCGAAAGAUGAAGCCCGUCCAGUUCGUGCCUGCCGUUAGCCAGAACUGGACCUUCCACGGGCCGGGCGCCAGCGGGCAGGCCGCGGCCAACUGGCUGGCCGGGUUUGGCCGCGGUCCCACCCCGCCUACUUUGCUGGGGAUCCGACAGAACAGCAACGCAGCGGGCCGCAGACGUCUUCUGGUGCUCGAUGAGUUCAAAACGGAGAAGAGGAUUAGUAGGAUGUUCUACAUAAUGACAUUUUUCUUCUUGGCUCUGUGGGGGCCCUACCUGGUUGCCUGCUACUGGCGCGUGUUUGCCAGGGGCUCUGUGGUUCCUAGAGGGUACUUGACAGCAGCCGUGUGGAUGAGCUUUGCCCAGGCCGGGGUCAAUCCUUUCAUCUGCAUCUUCUCCAACAGGGAGCUUCGGCGCUGCUUCAGCACCACACUCCUCUACUGUAGAAAAUCCAGGUUACCGAGGGAACCCUACUGCGUUAUAUGACGGUUUUGCUGGGGUUUUUUACUCAACUAUGUCUUGGUUACCCUGGUUUAUCUUGAUGUGGGCUUGUCCCAGUUGUACAGCUCUUGUUCUACGCCCUUCCCCUUCAACCUCCUGGUUUUCCCUUGCUCCUCCUUCUCAGAGGGUGGAGGGUGGACUGCUGAUCACGCGGCUCUGCGUGGGUUAUUAAAUUACAAAAAGUCCAAUUCAACAUGGAGACCGAAUGGAAUGGGAAUAUAGAGAAGAUAUGGAUCCCCUCCUAUGUUUAUGUUCUAGUAAACAGACAUUGUGGAAGGCCAUGCCGAUGCAGAAAAGCAAAAAGUUAAAAAAAAAGGGUUUUUUUUCUUUCCUUUGACAAAACGAUGAAAACAAAACCUCCUGCUUUGGAUCUUUCGAAGACGAGUUACUCUGUGAUGUGUGAAAUACAAAAAAUAAAAAUAAAAAAGUUUAAAAAGUGAACAUGUAAUGAAGAAACAAUACCUCUCAAGGAAUCAUUGGAAAUGUUUUACAGUUUAAGAGUUGCACUAAAAAGAAGAUGUAAAGUUGCAUUUCUUUGGUCGAUGGUUGCCACCUGCAUUGCAAGGACAACUUUUUUUCCUCCCUCUUUGUUUUUGUUCUCCUUCAGCGUAAACGAUGAAUGCUUUAAUUUGCAACAGACAAUACAAUUGUCUUUACCGUACGUAAAGCAAAACUUGGUGACGUUGGGAUACACACCAUCACAAGAGGAUG
Messenger RNA from Xiphophorus maculatus (southern platyfish), 2291 nucleotides. It is a transcript of the gene gpr85, whose product is annotated as G protein-coupled receptor 85. The record is from RefSeq and is a predicted model, not a curated record. Lineage: Eukaryota; Metazoa; Chordata; Actinopteri; Cyprinodontiformes; Poeciliidae. Gene Ontology annotation, molecular function: G protein-coupled receptor activity. Gene Ontology annotation, biological process: G protein-coupled receptor signaling pathway. Gene Ontology annotation, cellular component: plasma membrane. The transcript is spliced from 2 exons. The coding region runs from base 432 to 1565 and encodes 377 amino acids.